AUGUUUAUACUACUUCAGCUAUUCUUAUUAUUCUCAUUUUUCAUACGCUUAUCGUCUGCCGCUACGUUUUCUCCAGAUACAAGUGAUUAUGACGCAUAUGGACUGAAAAUAGCUGCUAAUAAUUUAUUGAUUGUCGAAGCUCUCAAUGAUUAUAGUGCAUUUCUUUUUCAAUUUGAACCCUACACAGAUAAUAUUACACAGACCAGUGAUCGAAGUUGUUUAAUUUCAUAUUUUGAUUAUUCACAAUUUAUCUAUACUAUUGCUCUCGGUAUAAAUCAAUCAACUUACGACAUUUUCUUUGUUGGUGAAAUGAUUGAUCUCGAUAAACAAACUCCAUUGGAAAAUCGUACAUUUGUUGGUAUCCUUAGUUAUACAGGCUCUCUUACUACAAUUGAUUGUGAUACUUUCUAUGGUACUACGCAAUUUAUUCCAGGAACCUUUGUUCAUCAAGAACAUUUAGUAAUGGUAACUGAUUCAAUUGGUUCGGUUGCAUAUGGUUUUUCUGAUCUCUUUACAUUUUCCUAUACAGCAGCUACAGACAAUUUAGUUGUUCAUAAGACAAACUCACUUUCUCCUUCAAUAUCAUUUUUACCUGUUGCUGUUGAUUAUGAUGGUAACCUUGGUGUUAUUGUUGGCUUUCUCGAUAAUGGUCGAAAUUCACGUAUUAAAUAUCAUGCAACUAUUAUCCUGUUUAGUAUCAGUGCGUCAACAGCUAUUGCAACACCAAUCAGCUCAUGGAAUUAUUCAGCAAGUGCAACAUCAUGGCAAUCUGGAUUAACAAAUAUAGGAGCUGAUCAGUAUGCAGCUAAAUACGACAUGUCUGUUAGUAUAAAUCCAAUAGCAACACAAGUUCUUGUUGGCAUACAAUCAAUCAAUACAGUAUUUCUAUUCCAUUAUACAACAACAGCAUUGACAUUGAUUAGUUCCAUGAGUCCUGGUCAGGCAAUUGGUUUUGGUAAAGGUGUUGCUUGGCUCAGUUAUACUUUCAAUAGAUUUGCCAUUCUUGUUAAUGUUUAUUCAACAGAUUAUGUUUGGAGUUCUUCAAAAAUCUAUAUAUAUGACAGUACAUUAACGAGUACAUCGACUCCGAUCUCUAUUUUCCCAAAUAUUCAACAACCUCUCUAUAAUUAUAUGUCACCUGUUUUUCUCAAUAUUAUCACAACUCCACACAAUUUAGUUCUUCUCGAUAAUCAAGGUGAUCUCUUUGUUAUUGUAUCGGCUCCUAUUGGUUAUUACUCUUCAACAGUUGGUCCAACUGAACAAAUUAUACCUGCAUUCUCUUCACAAUUACCAUGUAUUCCUGGUACAUACAAGAAUAUAACUGGCAUCGGUCGAUGUAUACCGUGUCCAGCAGGCACAAAAAACGAUGGAAUCAACCUUACAUUAUCAACUUGUACCGGUUGUGCAGUAAAUACAUUCUGUCCAUUUGGUUCUACAAGUGAUUCUAUCUCAAAUGAUCAAUUGAGUAAUGUUGUUCAAGCACUUGCUUAUCCAUCAACACCAGAUAUGAACGGAAUUGAUGAUAUCCUCUUUUUUACACUAUUUUCAAUUGAUUCAUCUCCACGUUGUAUUAUUAUUUCACCAAUCUUUUGGGCCUUAAUCGUUGGUGCUAUCGUAGCUAUUAUUGGAAGUACAAUGCUUACGAUGAAACAUUGUAUGAAACAUCCAAAAGCUGUAGAUAGAUAUAACAAGUUAGAAGCCGCAUUGAAACAAGCAGAUGUUAUUGGUGCAGGUGAAAUGUGGGUCGGGGGUCUCACUACAUUUUCUGUUUUAGUACUCCUUAUCGCUUGUUAUGUAUUUAGUGCUAAAUAUUAUAAUUCAUAUCCAAUUGAAAAAGCUGGACCUUCGACAUAUGCAUGUGAUACAACUAUACGGAAUGCACAAUUUACUUCAAGUUUACAGCCGUUGUCAGUACCAGUCUCAGACAGUGCUCAAGCAAUAGUUGACUUAUUAAAUAAUCAACCAGUAAAUCUCAAUGUCGCUUUUCUCAAUACAGCUUACAAUUGUACAUCAGAUACAAUUACAUUGACUUAUCUCCUAGGUAAAAUAUGGAUGCCAAUCACAACAAGUAUCUCCUGUAAUUCUUCAAACUAUAUACUUUCAUACAAUGUUCUUUUACCAUACAGAGAAAUUACCAUACAAUUUAAUUUACCUAACAUAUAUACGAUUGGCGGACUACGCAUCGGCCUUAGUGCACCUGGCCAAAUUCAAUCUUCUACAGUAACACUCCAAGAUUUAGACUUUUCUCAAACAUUCAGUCAAAGUGGACGUAUGUUAGGACAAGAUGCAAAUAUCGCUCUCUCUCUGACGAAAGUAAUUAAUGAUACAAGUCCACUUAAUGUUGGAGAUAAUGAUACAUAUAGUGGUCUUUGGAUUGGUUCAUUUUCAGUGAAUUACUAUGAAUCUUUCUUCGCAGACACUGAUUAUUUGAAUGUACCAGUUACAAGAUCAACAAAUUUGACAAUAACUAUUAGUGAAACAUCUUACUAUAUACUAAAUCAACAGUCACCAAUCGCAAGAUUACCUAUACUAAUCUAUCAUUGUUUCCUAUUUACAACAACAGUCGUUGGAUCGUUCACUUUCAUAUUUGUUAUAUCCAACUUGAUGAUUUUACCUGUUUCAGCUUUACUUGUUCGUAAAUGUAAAUCGAAAUUUGUCAAAAAUAAUCGAGUUAGUAGUAAUGAUAAUGAUUUACCAAUCUCAAGUUCUAAUUUGAACUUGUCACCAGAAACAAAAGCCGCCACAAAUCAAUGCUAA
This is a messenger RNA of Adineta steineri, 2757 nucleotides long. NCBI's taxonomy places the organism in Eukaryota, Metazoa, Rotifera, Eurotatoria, Adinetida, Adinetidae. The record is from the annotation of a GenBank genome assembly.